AUGGAAAUCAAAUACAACAGAUCUCUAAGUGGAGUACCAGAUAAUCAAUCAUAAUAACCUCUUAGAAGAAUAACCAAAACCUAUAUUGAAAAGAGAGACCCUGUAAGAAGGAAUUUAACUUAAUUGUACAAUGAAGACACCCAACAAAUUAAUAAGUCAAUGCUUGGCAGUAAUAAUGAUUUAAGGCGGAAAUAAGAAAGAGUCAAGCGAUCUCUCAAUUAAGAUGUUCUAGAAGAUAAGGAGAAUGUGCCUUAGCAUAAAGUCAUCGCAACUAAAAUUUAUACUCUCCCCUAAGAAUUCUCUGCAGUUACAAUUAAGGAGAAAUUCGAUCAUACUAUUUAGGAAAAUAAGAAUCUCUAAAAAUUAUAUACAGAUGAAAUAUUUUUCUACUUAAAAGAACAAGAGAAAAAGUCAACACCUUUAGAAUGGCUAAAGAAUCACUCAGUUCCAAGCAAUUUGAGAGCCAAAAUGAUUGAUUGGAUGGUGGAAGUCCUAUGUUCCUAUAAAUGCUCAGAUUAAACAUUUUUUGUAGCAGUAAGGACAAUGGAUUUCUAUUUUUCAAAAAGCAUCAAACAAUUAGAAGUAUCUGAUUUACAUCUAUGUGGUGUAACCUCUAUGUUUAUUGCUGCUAAAUAUGAGGAAAUUCAUCCUCUGAAAUUAUCUGUUGUUUAUGAUAAGAUUGCUCAUAAAAAACUAUCCACAGAUCAAAUAAAAAAGAAGGAGAGUGAUAUUUUGUAAACUAUAGGUUUUGAUUUGGUUGGUGGUACUCUUUAUGAUAUGUAUAAUCUAAUACUAACAAAUUGUUUUAUUGAAUAAAGACUACAAGAGAAAAACUAUAAAUAUCUCAAAAGAUUGUGUUUGUAUCUCUCAAAAAUGGUACUGUAUGAUUAUGAAAUUUGCGGGAAAACUAACUACACUUUAUUGGCUGCUGCUUCCAUUUUCGUUGCAUUUAAAAUAGUAGAACAAUUAGAUUCUAGUUUUAAUGCUGAUAGUUAAAUUAAAGAUGUUGCUUAAAUCAUUUAAGUCGAUCCAGAUUAGUUAAUAGAAACUGCAGCCAAGGUCUUGAAUCUAGCCAAAAACUUUGAGAAGCAUUUUCCGAAUUUGGAAAAUUUAAAAAAAUUUAAUGGAUUUUAGUUAGAAGAUGAUGAAUAAUGA
Messenger RNA from Paramecium tetraurelia, 1155 nucleotides. RefSeq lists its product as uncharacterized. Gene Ontology annotation, molecular function: cyclin-dependent protein serine/threonine kinase regulator activity. Gene Ontology annotation, biological process: regulation of cyclin-dependent protein serine/threonine kinase activity; mitotic cell cycle phase transition. Gene Ontology annotation, cellular component: cyclin-dependent protein kinase holoenzyme complex; cytoplasm; nucleus. The transcript is spliced from 4 exons. The record is from RefSeq and is a predicted model, not a curated record. NCBI's taxonomy places the organism in Eukaryota, Ciliophora, Oligohymenophorea, Peniculida, Parameciidae.